AGAUAUGAAGGGAUAUUUGUCAGAGUGUUUAGAAACUCUCUCUGCCUAGGCCCCUCUCUCUCUCUCUCUCUCUCACACACUCUCACAACACUUCCCCACACUCAUAUAAUGAUAUAACACUUGAGAGGACUUUCCCUGUCACGGUCAGCAAGUGGGAAAACAUAUUCCCGGAAAAUCUCUCCAAAUAUUUAAACACAAGCUUUCUACUUCCCUAUAACUCCUCCAUAACUUGCAAUUCCCACGCAUAUAGACCAAAAAAAAAGUUGAGAUUCUUCGGUGAGAAUUGAAAUGCAAGACAUCCAGGCGAUCGGAGGUGGGCGAUUAUUCGGCGGAGGAGACCGGAGGGUUCGUCCAAAUCACCACCACCAACACAACCACCAUCACCACCACACCCAGACCCAGAACCACCAAGCACUCAAGUGCCCACGCUGCGACUCGCUCAACACCAAGUUCUGCUAUUACAAUAACUACAACCUGUCUCAGCCUCGCCACUUCUGCAAGAGCUGCCGCCGCUACUGGACCAAAGGCGGCGUCCUCCGCAACGUCCCCGUCGGCGGUGGCUGCCGCAAAGCCAAGCGGUCCAAACCCAAACCCAAUUCAUCUGAUGCAUCAACUCCUCAGACUCAGCGGCGAGAGCCCAAGUCCAACUCUCAUUCCAGCAGCGAGAGCUCAAGCCUCACCGCCACGACAAACACCGCCACCGAAGCUGUCUCGGCUGUCACAGACCCUUCUCUAAACUCAGCUUCGAACCUGUUGAACGUCCAAGACUCGAAGCUCUUCGUUUCGAGUUCUAGCUAUGAACAGGGUUUGCUGGAACAAGGCUCGGACUGUGGGAUAUUCUCGGAGAUUGGAAGCUUCACGAGCCUUAUUACAGCGCCGUCGAAUGAAACAUUAGCGUUUGGGUUCAAUACUAUGCCGGAUAUCACGACGACGCCGUUUAGGUUGAAUCAUCAUCAGAGUCAGAGUGAAAAUCAAGAGUGGCAGAAUCAUCAUCAUCAGCAGCAGCAGAAAGCGAUGGGUUUGGUUGGCGAUGAAUUGAAGAUGCAGGAGGAGAUCACAGGUGGGCUGCUUGAUCAGACGGUCCAGGUUGAUUUGUCAUCGUUACAGAACAGAUCAAGUGGUGGAGGUUUUGGAUCGUUGGAUUGGCAAGCGAGUACUGGUGAUCAAGUUUUGUUUGAUCUUCCUAACACCGUUGAUCAAGCAUACUGGAGUCAGAGUCAGUGGACUGAUCAGGACCACCCUACUCUCUAUCUCCCGUAAAUCUCUCUCUCUCAGUCUCACUUUUUAACCAUUAAAAUGAGAAAAAAAAAAAAAAAAAAAAACCAAAAAACUC
Messenger RNA from Quercus lobata, 1333 nucleotides. RefSeq names its product OBF binding protein 4 (gene OBP4). Gene Ontology annotation, molecular function: DNA binding; DNA-binding transcription factor activity. The record is from RefSeq and is a predicted model, not a curated record. The coding region runs from base 289 to 1260 and encodes 323 amino acids. Lineage: Eukaryota; Viridiplantae; Streptophyta; Magnoliopsida; Fagales; Fagaceae. The transcript has a single exon. Gene Ontology annotation, biological process: regulation of DNA-templated transcription.